AUUAAAAGAUAACUAGUUACCAGUCUUAACUAAACUAAACCAGAUCAGUGUAGAUCCAAACUAAUGAAACCCAAGAUCAAGAAUAGACCAUCGUAUUAUUCCCCUUUGAAUCGUCCAAAAACUUCUAAAAAUAUUUCAAAUUUUAUGGGACGAUUGUCUACCGGGUUAGGUGAAAAACAAAUGAAAUUUGGCAAAUAGGUCACAUCACUACGAUUAAUCAAUGUUGAGACAAAUUUUAUGGGACGAAUGUCUACGGGUUAAGCGUAUCUUAACAGGUGUUGUGAUUUUUGACCCAAAAAAAACAGGUGAUGUGAUUAAUCAACGGACCAUAAAAAGUUGUACGUACAUAUUUAACGUAACAGCAAUAUAGCAUGACAAGUAAACUUGUACGUAAGAAGCGUAAAUAUAGCAUAAACCAACAAAACUUUUGGUGCCCUAAUUUCGUAGAAUGACAAGUCAAACUUAAUACUUUUCAAGUGUUUAGUUUGAAUAAAUGUAUAUUUUGAUAUAUCUUGCAAUUUUAGGCACAGAAUGAAGUUCUGCUGGUUUAAAAUGGCAAAAAUAUGUAAAAUAUAUAAUAGUUCGCUCAGUCACAUGUAAUCAUUUUCUCAAUAUUUGCAUUAGGAAUUAUUUCUUUCAUCCAAUGGUUUAGAUUGUAAAGAUUUUAACAUUAGGAUGUUAGUUAUCCAAAAUGGGUGAUUUUACUUUACUUCCCAAAAGAUGUGGUGAACAUGUCACGUAUCUUUCGUUGUUAAUAGCUUAUUGUUUGACGUAAAAGUCCUAAAACGUGUACUAAUUUUCAAUCAAAAAUAAAAUAUAUAAUGUGCACAUGUUGAUUUGACAAUUCUAGGGGGUGGGGGAGGGGGAACUAGUGAUCCUAAAUUUAUCUCCUAUAAAUAGACGUCUAGGUAAUUAGAUCAAAUAAAACAAGUGACCACAACAGAAAGUGAACUCUAACUUGAGAAUCAUGGAUCAAAUCAUCCUCAACUCAAACCCUUUCCUUUUAACUCUUUUCGCAUUACUUCCAGUUCUCUUCUUCGGAAUUGUCAAAAAUAAGAUCAAAUUGAAAAAGCUAAACCUUCCUCCAUCUCCCUCAAAACUUCCACUCAUUGGAAACCUUCAUCAAAUAGGUAACCUACCUCACAACUCACUCCACGACCUCUCACUCAAACAUGGACCGUUGAUGUUCGUGAACCUUGGAACCACUCGGUACCUCAUUGUCUCGUCCGCUGAUGCUCUCGAAGAGAUCACCAAGAACCACGACAUCACCAUCUCAAAUCGACCCACCAACACUAGCCUUAAUCCUCUAAAGGGUAAUGGUCAAGACUUGGUGUACCAUCCUUAUGGAGACCACUGGAAGGAGCUAAGAAAGAUCAGUGCAAUUCAUCUCAUGAGUAAGAACGUCGUGAACCGGUUUCAGACGUUGAGAGAUGAAGAGAUCUCGAGUAUGUUGGAGACUAUUCAUUUUUCGAGCCUAAAAGGUGAAGAGAUCGAUAUGUCGGAUAUGUUCAACACCGUGGUUAGUAAUGUCGUUCAUAGGUCGUACACUGGUAGCUACAAAAAGGAAGAGAAGAAAGGGCUUGAGAAUGCGACGCGGGUCUUCUUGAAUUGGGAUGUCAAGUUCAAGAAGCUCUUGGGAUCUUUCUGCUUGGAGGAUUUGUUUCCGAUCUUAGCGUGGAUGGAUAGGUUUACGGGCUUCAAAACUCUUUUAAAGAGUACUUACUUGGAGUUGGAUGGUAUUAUGGAGACUCUCAUCAAUGAAAGAGAGAAGGAGAGUUUCGUGGAUGUUCUUCUUCAUCAACGAGACAACGAGAAGCUUGACUAUGACGUCAAAGCAAUAAUGCAGGGUAUAUUUGUGGCGGCUAUAGAAUCUGUAGCCUUGGAGCUAGAGUGGUUGCUGGCCGACCUCAUCAAGCAUCCCCAAGUUAUGAGGAAAGCACAAGAAGAAGUGCAACGCAUAGUGGGGACCAAACCUAAGAUAACCAAUAAUGAAAUAGAUAAAAUGCAAUAUUUGAAAUGUGUAAUCAAGGAGACAAUGAGGCUGCACCCUGCGGGAACAGUUCCACGAGAGACAUCAUCAAAGUGGAUCAAAGUAGGCGGGUACGACAUUCCUCCAAAGACCAAACUAUUGGUGAAUCUGUUUUCUGUCCAACGUGACCCUAAAAUUUGGGAAAACGCUGAAGAUUUUAUCCCUGAGAGAUUCCUAGACAAGAGCAUUGAAUAUAUGGGGAGCAAAGGGUACGCACCAUUUGGUUUUGGUCGUAGGAAUUGUCCCGGUAUGGCUUAUGGUAACGCGUUGCUAGAGGAGAUUAUGGCGAAUCUUCUCUACCGAUUUGACUGGAAGAUUCCUGAUGGCUCUAAACCGGAAGAGCUUAACAUGGAGGAGGUUUGCCAAUUUGUUGUCGCAAAGAAGUACCCUCUCAAGCUGGUUCCUGUUCCAAGGUUUAAGAGCAAUGCCUAAGGGUUGGUACGGUUUCCCUAUAUAUCAAUUAUCAAGUGUUAUAUGAGGCCAAGCCAUUUGGUUUGUUAAUAAGUGAGAUAAAUGUUUGUUUCCGUUCUCCAAUAAUAAUAUUACUGCAAGAAUAAGGCCGUUUCGUUAUGUAAACGUAAAAAGUAUUCAACCAACUUAAUUUUUUAAUUUAUACGA
Molecule: messenger RNA, 2647 nt
Organism: Brassica rapa (field mustard)
Lineage: Eukaryota; Viridiplantae; Streptophyta; Magnoliopsida; Brassicales; Brassicaceae
Product: cytochrome P450 71A1
Molecular function (GO): heme binding; iron ion binding; monooxygenase activity
Source: RefSeq, a predicted model, not a curated record